AUGGGCUCAACUGCGUCUGGUUGGAGACCGCUGAGUGUGGGGAUCGUGGGCGGCGGGAUCGGGGGCCUGGCGGCUUCGAUUGCGCUGCGGCGGGCGGGCCAUGCAGUGGUUAUCUACGAGCGCCAUGAUUUUGCGGGGGAGGUGGGCGCGUCGAUCUCAUGUGCGGCGAACGGGACCCGGUGGUUGCAUGAAUGGGGGGUCGAUAUCGCCAAGGGCGACCCCGUGGUGCUGCAGAAGUUGAUCAACCGGGAUUGGAAGACGGGGGAGCCGGUCAGUGUCUAUGAUCUGGACGACUACGAGCAGCGCUGGGGGUACGUCUACAAUAUGUUCCAUCGGCAGUAUAUGCAUGCCAUGUUGAAGGACUGCGCGCUGCAGGAGGAAGGGGCGGGCACGCCGGUCACGCUGAAGGUGAACCAUAAGUGCCAGGAUAUUGACCUCGAGACGGGUGUGAUUACCUUCGACGGUGGUGAAACCGUGCGGCACGACCUCAUCGUGGGUGCUGAUGGAAUCGGCUCGGCCGUGCGAGGCAUCAUUGGCCUUCAUCCUGAGAAGACUCCGGCGCCGUCGAGCUGCUUGCAUGCCAACGUCCACACGGAGGAUGCGGUCCGCCUGGGGUUGGUCGACUAUUCCCAGGACAGUGCGUUGGAAUACUGGGGCGGCCAGGAAGGCAAGUGGGAUAAGAUCGUCCUCUCCCCUUGCAACGGCGGCAAGUUGCUGUCUUACUACUGCUUCUUUCCUCGCGAGAAGGGAGACUUUACAACGCACACAUGGGGCGGAGAGGAUCGUCCGGUCGAAGAGCUGCUCGCUCCUUACCCGGAAUUAGAUGAACAAGUCCGCUCUCAUCUGGCCAUCGGCAUCGAGAUUAGGCCCUGGCGCCUGUGGGUGCAUCAACCUUACCCGUAUAUCGCCAGCAAUAUGGUCUGCCUGCUGGGAGACGCAGGACAUCCAAUGAUGCCUCAUCAGAGCCAGGGCGCUUGCAUGGCCAUCGAAGACGCCGCGGCCCUCGGAAUCAUAUUCAGCAAGCCCUAUUUCUCCGGUGAUGUCGCAGCGGCGCUGUCAGUCUACCAGAAGGUGCGACUGCCUCGGGCCACCAAAGUCCAAGCCGCUUCAGCCAAGGCGGCAUACAACAUCAACGAGCGCAUCGGCUUCUCCAGCAAUACCAACAUGCCAAAGUACAAGGUCGAGGAUGAGCAGAAGAAGCUCACGAUUGAAGAAAUGAACGCAUACGACAUGUACAUGGACAUCGAGGAAGUCCUGUCCCAAGAGCUUGGGUCCUCGUUCGACAAGGAGUUCAUCCGAGGGCUGCCUGUCGGAUUGAAGCUGUCGAACGGAGUGGUCAUCGGAGAAUAA
Aspergillus aculeatus ATCC 16872 is the source of this 1350-nucleotide messenger RNA. Its product is annotated as FAD-dependent oxidoreductase. Gene Ontology annotation, molecular function: monooxygenase activity; FAD binding. The transcript is spliced from 6 exons. The record is from RefSeq and is a predicted model, not a curated record. Bases 1 to 1350 code for a protein of 449 amino acids. Lineage: Eukaryota; Fungi; Ascomycota; Eurotiomycetes; Eurotiales; Aspergillaceae.